GCAAGAGCCCUUCACUGAAAUCCUCCCACCAUGCUGGGGCUGCUGCUGCUGCAGGUGUUGGCGAGCUGCCUCUGCCUGGGACACGGUGAGGUGGUGAAAUCCUUUACAACUGCAUGUACUCAGUUUUUCUAUGAGAAGACCCUCCCAAGUGACACCCUGCGUCCAACAAAUGCAGCCAGGAUCUGCCAGCGCUUAAGUAACAAAUAUCACUUUGCCACCCUGUAUGACAAAACUCUGAGAAUUCCAGUGUACUCUGCUUACAUCUAUAAUCCUGGAAAUGGAGAGAGAUAUGAAUCAUGGUUUGUUGAGCCCCAGCUGAUCAACCAAAACUAUGGUAAAGAUAUGGAUACAGAAGAGACCAUUGAAGAUGAAUAUUCCAUCAAUUUAGAGCAAAUUGGCCAGAAUCAGGCUACCAAUGAAGACUACAACAAUCUCCAGAAUCUGGAAAAAUGUCCCUUGGCUCCUAGUGGCCAGAAAACUGGCGACGACAGCAAGUGGGCGACCUUCACCCUCACCAACACAGUGCCCCUGAACAGCAGACUUCAUCAAGAGGGCUGGAGAGAUUAUAUGGAGAAAACGAUGGCCCAGAAAACCCAGGGCUGUGAUACCACCUAUGUCAUCACGGGUGCUGUACCUGGGAACACCAAUAUCCCAAAUGGGAGGGUAAAUGUACCCAGCCACAUCUGGUCAGCUGCCUGCUGCCUGUUAGGCAAUAAUCCCACAAGGGCUUGGGGGGCCAUUGCUGACAACGAAAGAAACCAGGUGGAGCACGUCACCCUGGGGCAGCUGGAGAAUUGGUUGACCAAUCUCUAUAAAGGGAGAAUGGUUACUCUGUUCAACAAUGAUUGUCCCCGGCAAUAAGCCUCACAUCCUUGAUGGAAAAGGCUCAGCAAAUUUUCCCACAUGUCACAGAAUCACAGAAUCACUGAAUGGGUUGGUUUUGGUGGGUCCUUAAAGCCUCGAAGAUCAUCUCAUUUUGACCUGCCUGCCAUGGGCAGGGACACCUUCCACUACCCCACGUUGUUCCAAGCCCUCC
Oenanthe melanoleuca is the source of this 1036-nucleotide messenger RNA. RefSeq names its product endonuclease domain-containing 1 protein-like. The transcript has 2 exons. The record is from RefSeq and is a predicted model, not a curated record. Bases 31 to 861 code for a protein of 276 amino acids. Gene Ontology annotation, molecular function: hydrolase activity; metal ion binding; nucleic acid binding. Lineage: Eukaryota; Metazoa; Chordata; Aves; Passeriformes; Muscicapidae.